This is a messenger RNA of Myripristis murdjan (pinecone soldierfish), 2161 nucleotides long. RefSeq names its product thrombomodulin (gene thbd). Gene Ontology annotation, cellular component: membrane. Gene Ontology annotation, molecular function: transmembrane signaling receptor activity; calcium ion binding. The coding region runs from base 182 to 1876 and encodes 564 amino acids. NCBI's taxonomy places the organism in Eukaryota, Metazoa, Chordata, Actinopteri, Holocentriformes, Holocentridae. The record is from RefSeq and is a predicted model, not a curated record. The transcript has a single exon.
GGGACAGCUAGCGGCGCAGUAGGACGAUAAAAAGGGAACUUCCUUCCUCGGCAAGAGCAUUAACAUGGAGUUGGGGGGUUAUAAAUGCGAGCUAUCGGCUGGGUAAACACUUUUUCAAACAAACAAGCCUAUGGGCUCUUGAUAUGCGUGUGAAGUUAAAGAGGUACAACCGAGUUUCAAAAUGAAGCAUGUUCCAGGACUGUUAACCAUUACACUGACUUUACUGAUGGGAAGCGCAAGCGGGUUAGAGCCGAGUAACGGAUACUGCAUAGGGAGCGAGUGUUUUGCUGUGUUCCAAGGUCCCAGCGAUUUCACAGCCGCUCAGACUGAAUGCGCAGACAAGAAGGGACAUUUAAUGACAGUCCGGUCAUCUGUGUCCCACGACACUUUUUCCAUCUUGUUAGGAAGCCUUUCCGAACGAUUUUGGAUCGGUUUACAUCUGCCGAGUGGCUGUCCGGACGCUUCCGCCAAGUUGCGAGGCUUCCAGUGGGUGACCGGUGACAGUGAGUCCGACUACUACAACUGGGCGCCAACUUUUGACAGCAGCUGCUCUCCCCAGUGUGUCUCAGUUUCCAGAGGGGACAACUUUACAUGGGCAACGGAGCCGUGCGACCAGCCCGCAGCCGGAUAUCUCUGCGAGUUCAGCUUCCAUAAGCCGUGCAAACGUCUUGAGGUGACAGGCGGCGAGUCUGUCACCUACACGACCCCUUACGGCUUUGAGGGUGAGGACCUGCUGUCUCUGCCGCCGGGGAGCACCGCUAUCCGCAGGCCAGCUGAGACUAAAUACAUCUGCUUCAACGAGCAGUGGCUGAAAGCGCCUUGGAGCUGCGAGAUAAUCGAAGGUGGCUGCGAAUACAAAUGUGCAGCGGAUCACCAGGAGCCCCCCUCCUGCUUCUGCCCGCCGGGCCAAGAGGUGAACCCUCAAAAUAACGUCACCUGUGAGGUGGCCAAAAAGGACCCAUGCCUGUCCCUGGGUUGCGAGCAAAUCUGUCAGAAAGAGGGCGACAUUUACGAGUGCAAGUGUGAACAAGGGUUUGAGCUGGCGGCGGACGGCAGGACAUGCAGGGACUUCAACGACUGCCGGGACGAGAGGCAGUGCCCGGGGGACAAUUUCAAGUGCAUCAAUACCGUCGGCGGGUUUCAGUGCGUCUGCAAGGACGGAUACAGGUUGACAGGCGACCAGUGUGUCGACAUGGACGAGUGUGUGUCCGCUCCGUGCGAGCAUCACUGCACCAACUCACCCGGCAGUUACAACUGCUCAUGCUUUGAUGGAUACAUUGUGAUACCAGAGACACCGCACAAGUGUAAGUUGCACUGUGGUAAGGCGGAAUGCCCUGCAGAGUGCGACCCCAAUAAUCCGUACCAGUGCGACUGCCCAGAUGGGUACAUACUGGAGGAGAGACAGGACGAGAUGGUUUGCUUGGACUUCAAUGAGUGCGAAAUGUUUUACUGCGAGCAAGGUUGUGAAAACACCUACGGGGGGUAUGUGUGCUCUUGCAACGCAGGCUACAAAUUAGUUGACCAGUUCAAGUGCCGAAAGACAGACGGGGAUACGGAUAAAGACACGGAUGGGUGGGAGGGCUCCGGAGCAGCCACAACUCCAUACUUUUUCACAACACCCAGUGUGAAAUAUCCAGAGCCCACAAGGCGACCCUCCAAGGUAACAGCAGGGGGUCUUCUGGGGAUCAUAGUGUGUAUAGUCGUGGUUAUCUUGGUGUUGGUUUUUGUGGUUCAUCACAUCCUCAGAAGACGGGGUAAAAUGGAGAGCGCCGGUGCGCUCAAAGCCCGGAGGGAUGAGGCUCACGAUUUACAGCAAGUAACCACUAACAAGAAUGAGAAAGCAGCCUCGGAGAGACCGCUGAAGCAAGACGCAUGAAUGUCAAUGUCCACUUAUCUGGGGUCGCUUAUGAAGAACUAUAAUUGAUACAUAAUAUUAGGAUAACAAAACAAAACUACAAGAACUGUACCAAGAGGAAGCGCACAGUAACAUUAUGAUGAAGCCAUAGGAGAUAAGGACACUACAGAGACAAGUCCCUAUAAGAUUAUUAUAUGCCUAUUAUAGAGAUUUUUCGUUAAAGAAGGAAUCCACAGUUUUGAAACAGAAAAGUGGCCAUAUCUACCAUUCAGUUCACACUAAACAGCUGCAAUGUACACAAACAGU